Molecule: messenger RNA, 765 nt
Organism: Vigna angularis (adzuki bean)
Lineage: Eukaryota; Viridiplantae; Streptophyta; Magnoliopsida; Fabales; Fabaceae
Exons: 2
Coding region: 1-765 (254 amino acids)
Source: RefSeq, a predicted model, not a curated record
AUGAAAGGUUGUGAUGAAGUCGUUACUGACCUCAUGAUAAUUGAGAAGAUUAUGAGAUCAAUGCCUCUAGUGUUUGAUCACAUUGUGGUAGCAAUCGAGGAGUCGAGAGAUCUUGAAAAACUCAAGAUAGAAGAACUUCAAAGCUCAUUGGAGGCAUAUGAGAUGAGGAUGCGGGAAAGAAAUCUUGUCAAACACAAUGAUCGGGUGUUAACGGUCCAGCACGUCAAAGGCGAAGGAAAGAAGAAGUUUAAAAAUUGGAAAGGUAUUCAGAAUAAGAAAGUUCAAAACAAGAAAGUUCAGAACAAGGAGGCUCAUAUGGUGAAAGAAGAGUCUGAUUCAAAACCUCUAAUUCUCAUGGUUACAACCCCUUCAGAGAGCUAUGAGUCUUUAAACAAAUCGUGGUAUUUAGACUCAAGGUGCUCAAACCACAUGACGUACAAUAGAGAAUGGUUGAUCGAUUUGGAUGAAUCAAAGAAAAGCAAGGUCAGAGUUGUAGAUGACAACACGUUGAGAGUUGAAGGAAUCAUAAAUGUCAUCAUAAAGAAGAAAAACGAGCAACAUGCAACAAUAGAAAACAUUCUUCUCGUACCAGAGAUGAAGUGCAACUUGCUGAGUAUUGGUCAACUGAUAGAAAAAGGCUUCACGAUGAUUAUGGGAAACAAUGAUCAAGUGGAAGUAUUUGACAGAAGUAGGAAAUUGAUCUUGAGAAGCAAGAUCUUUAAAAACUGUACUUUUCGGGUUUGCAAGGAUAUGGUUGAGAACUAG